ACAACCCACCUUUUGCGUUACGCAGCAACUCGUGUAACGGCAGCGGACAGCGGACGUUGGCGCACUCAUCCGCUAAUCGACAUCUCCCGAACCGCCGCCCCCCCCCUCCUCCUGCGGUGUGCAAAAUAACCCCGCUUUCGGAGAGCGGCGGCGCGUGCCCCUGGUCUCGCGCGCGCUGUGGGCGACGGUAGCGGGUCAAAUGUUUCCACGCCGACGAUGGAGGGACACGUAAUGAACAGGAGCAUCACCCCCACGGAGACGACGUCCUCCUCCUCCUCUUCCUCCGCCUGACUGCUCGGUCGCUUCCUCGCUGAUUCCAAUUCAGAAGAUCAUCUCCCCAACGUUAUUUUUUUUUAAAUUGUAUUAUUAUUUUGACUAUUCCCGAGGUUUCACCAUCCAGACGACGUUAUCCCACAAAGCCAGCUGUGAGGCGGUGAAGAUGACCACGGCGCGGUACCGUCCCACCUGGGAGCUGGCCGUGGACCCCCUGGUCUCAUGUAAGCUGUGCCUUGGAGAGUUCCCAUUGGAGCAGAUGACCACAAUCACACAUUGCCAAUGUGUCUUCUGUACACUGUGCCUGAAGCAGUAUGUGGAACUCCUGAUUAAAGAAGGCCUUGAAACCGCGAUCAGCUGUCCUGACUCUGCCUGUCCCAAAAGAGGACACUUGCAGGAAAAUGAGAUUGAGUCCAUGGUGGCCACGGAGGUCAUGCAGAAAUACAAGAAGCUUCAGUUUGAAAGGGAGGUGCUGCUGGACCCGUGCCGGACGUGGUGCCCUUCCUCGACCUGCCAGGCCGUGUGCCAACUAAAGGAGGUGGAUUCUCCUGCGCUGCCCCAGCUGGUCCAGUGCGCCGUAUGUGCCCUCGAGUUCUGCUCGGCCUGCAAAUCCAACUGGCACCCCGGACAGGCCUGCCAGGAGAACAACCUGCCCAUCGCCUCCUUCCUGCCAGGAGAAAACAGCUCCUUCUAUAAGAACGAGGAGGAUGAAGCGCCCAUCAAGCGCUGUCCUAAAUGUAAAGUCUACAUCGAGAGGGACGAGGGCUGCGCACAGAUGAUGUGCAAGAACUGCAAACACGCCUUCUGCUGGUACUGUCUGGAGUCCCUGGAUGACGACUUCCUCCUGAUCCACUAUGACAAAGGGCCCUGUCGGAACAAACUGGGCCACUCCAGGGCGUCUGUUAUCUGGCACAGAACACAGGUUGUGGGGAUCUUUGCCGGCUUCGGCCUGCUCUUGCUGGUGGCCUCCCCCUUCCUCCUUCUGGCCACGCCCAUCGUCCUCUGCUGCAAGUGCAAGUGCAGCAAAGGGGACGACGACCCAUUGCCGACCUAAGGUCGCCAUCAAAGCUGCAACGAAGAGCCGCUUCAUAGAUGGGCCAUGUUUCGUUAUCCUUUUCACACCUUUUCACGUUCUUCUUCUGCCACCAGCUUUGAGUGCUUUAUUUUAUUUUUUAUUCUUCAAGGGGGUGGGGAGGGCUGAUCCCGCAACAACCCCCUGGCCUCCCGCCCCGCUGUGCCCCUGCUUCGGCAUCCGUCGCUCUGCAUGAGAGAGAGGCAUGGUAGAAAAGCAAUGCUGCACCUGCACCCGAGCAGAGGGGCUGGGUCACAGGAGGUCGGACUUGCGCGAGGGCCCGGCCGCGUCGCUUGGGGCCGCUUGGGGGACGCGGAGGCAGUCCGGGCCUGCUCCGAGGGGUCCGUGGUUGCGGGUGACCGUGGUUACCACAAAAAGGAAAAGCGCCAAGAGUCCUAGAUAAGAAAGGCUCUUCUUCCUGUAUGGACAAUAUAAUGCAGGAGCCGCUUCAGAAAGAACAUUUUACUCUAUCGCUCCGUUUUGUCCGUUUUAGUUUGUUCGUCGUAGGCAACAGAAGCUUCUUUUCCCUCGCCACCGCACUAUGUAGCUCUACAGAGUCAGCCCGUAGCAACAGAGUCACACCGCGAAUGUCGGGGUGUUCACUCGACUUGCACACAAGUGAGGUGGAGACGGGAGGCUUGUUGUCUCACAGCUCAAUGUAUAGCACGUCCUCUUGAUGAUGUCAAUGUUUUCUAAUCUGUUGCUUUCACUAGAACUGUGCUCAGAGUAGUGUCCGUGUUGUGUUUUGAGUGUAAGGUACACUUAUUAAGAAGGGGAUUGCCACUCAAACCUAAAAAACCCUAAUAAUCGGUGGAUAUGAAGACUAGUUUUUCCAUUUCUCCAAAUUCACUUUCUUUGUCACACCUUUUUCUCUUCAAAGACAGGAGAGAAUCGUUGUUUAGAGAAUCAUUGUUUACGAAAGAAGUCCAGAGAUUUUCCAAAUUGAGUGGUGCUCCCCCUUAGAUUCAACAUGAAUUUAUAGUCUAAAGGUAUCUUUGUCUCCACAUGUUGUGGAAACAUUUUAAUACAGCAAAAGAUGUCACUUCUGUAAGUCUCACUCCCCCAAGUGGUGGAUUAACCAAAUGGAUAUGAAAAGCCUUAUAUUGAGAAUAGCCAACAUCAGGCAAUUCCCCCUGUGCAUUAAGAAGAGGUCAAGUAAAAUAAUCCCAGGGAAAGCAUGUUGUCAGUAAAUCCCUUUAUAUUCAGAUGAUUCUAUGAUGUCAUCUAUGUGCUAAACUGUUAAUCACCAAACUUUAAGAAAAACAAAUGCCCUAAACUGGUGUUUCAUGUGACCUCCGGCCUGUACUUCCAAGCCUUUUUGAGCAGGAGAGCUGCUUCUUCACAAAUAAUCUGAAACCUAACUCAUGCCAUAUCUCCUUUUCUUAGAGGCUUGACAAAUACCCGCCCAAAUGGCAAACUUGCAUAUGUUAGAUAUAGUGUCUGUUAUGUUUUCUUCUGUUGGUAGUCAGACCUAAUAACCAGCAGCUAUUGUCUGUAAGUGGCAUGAGAAAAGUCUAAAGUCACUGAUGGAGUUGCUCUAUUUAAUAUCACUUUAUCUAUGCAAGUUUGUGCAUUUGCAUUCUGAGAAGGCUAUUGAUUGGUCAUGAUUAACUGUAUACCUAAAGAAGAAGAAUAAGAAGUAUCCAGUGUAAGCUGCAGAAUGUCACCACAUAUCGUUGCUUUUAUUUAAUCAUGGAGUUAUUCAGAAACUAUCCAUUUGAUUUCCUCAUGUUUUUUUGCUACAUCUAAAGUCUGUGAGCUUUAGAACUGGCGCGGAGUGAGUACAUUUGUUGUUCAUUGAUAGCUUCACAGAAAGAGGGAACUGUUUUACCUUUGUUCAGUCAUAUCAUUUUUUGUUAACAUGCAUAGCCUUUUGAAUAAACAAUGUGUUACUACUUACUUCUAGUGUAAAAGAGUUUCUGUAGCAAUUGCCUCACAAGUGUGGCCGCCAAAUGUUCAUGGUAGCUAAUCUAAAAUAAACCUGGAUAAUCUGCAACUCCCUCUAGUCCGCAAAACUGUACCCUAAUCCUAAUUAUCAGGAGCCUUUUUGACAUUUUGGCGAUCCUACCAAUAGACCGCUGACCCCAUUUAGUUUUUCAUUACGGUCAUUUGAUAUCAACGGCAGCCCAAUAUUUCUAUUUCCAAUAUUUGAAUUUUGGUGCUUUGUUCCAAAAAAAUAAAUAAAAUAAAAAGCUAACUUCUUCAAGAUAAUUUUCAUGACAAUAGUGCCAAGCAGAUUUUCUGGAAGGAAUAAGGAAAAAAAGCUGCCCCACUGUAUGUGCUUUUUGACCAUGUAUUUGUAAUGUAGUACCAGUUUUUACAGGGUGGAAAAACUAUUUCAAUGCUUCUUUGUGUAAACGCUGCAAAGUCUUUGGGUUUCAUUGUUUGGCCUGUUGAUAUGUCCCGUGAUUCGUGUGGUACGGUGCCUCCUUUGUGUAACUGAGGAGUUUUAGCAGCUGGACUCAAUGUCUCCCCAAUGGAAACGUCACAAAUGAAAGUUUGCUACUGCACUGUUUCAAAGAGCUUCACUAGUUAAUCUCACCAGGGCUCUGAUACCACCACAACAUUCAUUCAAACACAAAACCAUCAACAAGCUCCUGAGCAGGCGCAAAUGAUGUGGAGUCUAAAUAACGUCUUGGCCACUUCCGUUCAUUUUCUUUUUUUUUUCCUUUUCCUUUUCCUGUGAUUGCUGGCAACACUGAACAGGUGGAUACUUCAUUAUGCAACAAACAUAAAAAGGGCCUAACAGCAAACAUUAGGAUCACUGCAGUGUGUCGCCGCAUAUUGUCUGGUACCCUGGAUGCUUGGCGGGGCUCACUGUGGAUACCUAACAAUUUAACCACUUCUCAUGAAACGUCAGCCGCGGUGUUUGAAGGCGACAGUUGGACCGACUCAAAGGUUCGCUUCUAUGAGAAGAAGCAAGUCCCCCAAAUCUACUUUGCAACGAACCUUAACAUCAAGCGUCGGGUUGUGUUUUAAAAUUUGUUCUGUCGAGAUGAAGCUGCAUGAUUUUACUCUGACAUACAUGUUAAUUACAAUAUUGUAGCCUUUAAAGUUUUGGAAUUGGUCAGCUGUCUGGGUUCAAAAAACAUAUUUUGUGGUUUAGCAAUUUUAUAAGAGGGGACAAACUCUAUUCAUCGCGUUGGCUUAUUGUCUUUUUUUUUUAACACACCUGUUUUAUAUCAUACUUUUUGGUAUUUAAAUUUUCAUUUUUUAAGAGCGGAUUUCUUCACGCCUCAUUUGUCAGCUAAUGUGCUCGUUACACCAGAUGUAUGUGUGUCUCAAGUUUGGGUAUUAGUUGAACGUUAAUUGGCGAUACACGGAUUUCAACAUUGUAAAAUGGCAUCAUUUGGAACAGUUCUGUACAGUUCUGACGUCUCACUAUAUCCACAGUUCUACUAACACUGUGACACCAGGUAUUAAAAUGGUUGUAGUUUUUUGUCA
Messenger RNA from Pungitius pungitius (ninespine stickleback), 4789 nucleotides. It is a transcript of the gene rnf144aa, whose product is annotated as ring finger protein 144aa. Bases 440 to 1327 code for a protein of 295 amino acids. Gene Ontology annotation, molecular function: ubiquitin protein ligase activity; ubiquitin conjugating enzyme binding; zinc ion binding. The transcript is spliced from 8 exons. NCBI's taxonomy places the organism in Eukaryota, Metazoa, Chordata, Actinopteri, Perciformes, Gasterosteidae. The record is from RefSeq and is a predicted model, not a curated record. Gene Ontology annotation, biological process: ubiquitin-dependent protein catabolic process; protein polyubiquitination; positive regulation of proteasomal ubiquitin-dependent protein catabolic process. Gene Ontology annotation, cellular component: cytoplasm; Golgi apparatus; ubiquitin ligase complex.